AUGACCAAGAAGGUAGCUAUAAUCGGCGCCGGCCCUUCAGGUCUAGUCACAGCCAAAACCCUUCUACACAAUUUCCCCCAAGGAGCAUUCUCCCCAGUCAUAUUUGACAGCCGACAUGAGAUCGGCGGUCUAUGGCCGGCGGGGUUUCCAGCCUCUGAUACCAAGACUGAUGGCACGCCGGGUACAUUAGAUCCGCGCAUGCGGACGAAUCUUAGUCGUUUUACUGUUGCGUUUUCCGAUCUUGCUUGGGGGUCUGUAUUCCCUGGUGAGGAUUUGCCGUUGUUUCCGAGGGCUAGUCAGGUUGGUAGGUAUCUGGCUUCUUAUGCUGAGCGGUAUAUUCCUCGGGAUGUGUUAAGGUUAGGGCAUAGAGUUGUGCGGACGGAGCGAUCGGUGAGGGAUCAGAAGGGUUUGAAGUGGACUGUUCAAUGGGUGAAGGAAAGUGCACAUGGAGAUCAGACAUCCUUCGAUUCUCCUGAUGGUAAGGUCUUUUCAGAAGACUUUGACCUACUGGUUAUAGCCUCAGGUUACUUUGCCCAGCAGUAUAUCCCAGAUAUACCAGGUCUAGAUCAAUUUCCUGGACGGGUCAUUCACAGUUCGACCCUUCACCGUGAGCGAGACAAUCUCACGGAUGUCACUUCCCAAGGCCAAAUUGUCAUUAUCGGUGGCAGCAUGUCAGGAGUCGAAGCUGCAUCCGCCGUAGCCCUCCACCAGUCCUCAACCGCACUAUCAACUGAGCAGAUACACCCUUCCGCAGCGAAAGUCCACCACAUCCACUCAAGAUCAUUCUGGGCUCUCCCGACCUAUCUCCCCCAAGAGUCCGAAGAAACUGCCUCAUUCCUACCCUUGGACUUGGCAAUGUACGAUCUAGCCCGUCGACCCCCUGGCACGAUCGAAUACGCGCUAGGUCCCGUCUCAGAAGAAAAAGCGAUCCAGACCAACAGCUAUUUCCAGUCUUUGCUUGGGAGCGACUACAAGAGAUAUGGUCAUAUGGGUUUCACACAGGAUAGCGAUAAGAAGGUCCAACCACCGUGGGUUGCUAUAGGAAAUGACUAUGCCGAGUUCGUGCGAGCUGGGACGAUCCAAGCCGCCAUGGGCCGGGUUGUUUCCGUGCAAUCAAACCACGAUACUAAACUCGCUUUGGUCGAGUACAUACUGCCCAACGGGGAUGCAGUGAUGAUAGAUAAUGUGGCAGCUAUUGUCAUGGCUACGGGAUUUAUGCCUUACAAAUCCCUCUCGUUGUUACCAGAAGAUGUAUUGUCUGCUCUGGAAUACUCCACAGAAGAUCCCUUCUCGCCUUUGAUCCUGGAUAAAGGGGGUACUGUCCGCUCUGAAAUUCCAGAUGUAGGUUUUGUUGGGUUUUACCGUGGUCCUUAUUGGGGUGUUAUGGAGAUGCAAGCGAGAUAUCUGGGAAAAUUGUGGUACGGGCAGGAUGAGGCUGUUGUUUGCCAAACGGCUGAUCAGAGGGAAGGACUUCGAAGUCUUAGACGGGCUGAUCCACAUCUUGCUCGUGGUCAAUUUCCUAUGGCGGAUUAUGUGGGAUUAAUGGAGUCUUUUGCUAGAGACCUGGGGAUUGAACGUUCUAUACUAUCGGGUGAUAGCCGGUCUGGACCUGUUGUUCCAGCUCGGUAUCUUUAUGGCACUGACACAACACGGUCCAAUCGAGACGAUGUCCUCGCUGUCCCAAACAAGGAGGCUGUGAGAACGUUGGAUGACUUGCAAGAUAGUCUAAUCUAUCAUCAUGACGCAGCACAAAAGGCUGCCGCAUCAGCAAUCUUUCGUGCUCUGCAUGGGUCAUGGAGAUCCACCAAGCAAUCCUCAGGUUUAAAUGCUUCUGGGAGUGGAGGGUUCACUGGAAAUCUUACAUUCUACCCGAGGUAUCCAACCAGUCCUAUUUACGACAGAGAAUAUCUCUGCGAGGAGAAUACCCCGAUUGAACAAGCAACCCCGCAAGAAAGAAAACGGUUUAUCAUGCGCUUAGCUGAGACAGCGUCUGAUACCGCUACCUCUCGAAUCGAAAUUUGGUCGGUGGACUUGGCAGACAAACUGUCAGCUGGUGUAUUUGUCCAGAAUUUGGAGCUGGAGCCUCUGUGGCGAGAAAGGAGAGGGGAAGAGGCUGUUCCGGGGGAGUAUGUAAUAGCUGCCAAGAGUCUUGGGUCGAGUUCUGGAACUUGGUGUCUGUAUACUUUCUGGUUCAAGGGAGUCUCGAUUUCAUCUUGGCGAUAUGUCGAGUUCGAGAGUGGGGUGUUAGGGAAUGAGGGGGGUGAUAAGUUGACAUCACAGGUUGUGUAUGAGAGAGUGUGUGCAUAA
Molecule: messenger RNA, 2307 nt
Organism: Penicillium canescens
Lineage: Eukaryota; Fungi; Ascomycota; Eurotiomycetes; Eurotiales; Aspergillaceae
Exons: 3
Coding region: 1-2307 (768 amino acids)
Molecular function (GO): NADP binding; N,N-dimethylaniline monooxygenase activity; flavin adenine dinucleotide binding
Source: RefSeq, a predicted model, not a curated record